ACAUGGUUUCGUUUGGAUUCGUCUUGAGCCAUCGCUUUGUCUGAUUCGAGCUAGUCUCUUCCAAGUACCUUUAGUGCUGGUGUGCACUAGUAUGACGUCGAUGGUAGAAUAUGGCGGGGCAACUUGAUAAGGUUAGAUCAAGAAUGGCUCUGACCCCUGUCUUCCUUGGCGACCGGUCUGCCUUCAGCUGCAACUCCGACCUCUCUAAACGAAGUCGGAUCUUCGUCGGUGUGCGGACCAUCACGCAUCCGACUCUGUCGGAGUCAUCACAAGUACACGCCCGAAACACAUUAAAUACAGCCAUGUUACCCGAAUCGACACCAAUCUUGAUUGUAGGCGCUGGUCCUACCGGUCUUGCAUGUGCUAUAUCGUUAGUCACCAAUGGCGUUAGGCCUCAAGACAUUACUAUUGUGGAUGCUCAGGCUCAAGGUCUGAAUUGGUCGCGCGCUCUCGUUAUUCAUGCUAAAACCCUUGAGGAACUUGAUACCGUCGACUGCGCUGACAUGCUGGCCGACCGCGGGACCCACUCUUCACAUGUAUCCAUACGCUCGAAGAGCACCGUCCUACUUAAGGCCAACUUUGAAAGUUUAGCUUCGCGCACCCGCUUCCCUUUCGCUCUCCUAGUUUCCCAAGCAGACACAGAACACUACCUCGAGGAGCGGCUGAAGCAUUUGGGGGUUAUUGUUCGUCGUCCUCAUCGACUUGUCAACAUCGAAGGUGCUGAUGAGGGAGUCCGAGCUACGUUUGAGGGAGGGGAAGUGGUCAAGGUUCGAUAUCUUGUUGGCGCUGACGGAUCGCGGUCAACAGUCAGAAGGUUGGCAGGAAUACCGUUUAAAGAUCCUGUAACUGGUAAGGAUCCUCAUAGUGAAGAAACGAGAGGGGAAGUCAGCACCGAGAGACCCGUUAACGUUGCUGUUGCGGAUGUUCACCUAUCCGGGGACAUUCCCGUUUCCACUGAUGGCAACCUAUUCUUUGGUCGACUCGGCAUGCUUCUAUUUGUUCAACUCCCUCCUCCUCUCAACGGAACUGAUUUGCGAUCGGUAUAUCGGCUGGCAUUCCCAGUACAGCCAGGCACUAAGGAUGUCACUAAAAAGGUACUUAUGGAAUAUCUUCGAGUUGGCCUCGGUCGCCCAGAAGCCGAAUUGCCGACUAUUGAUUCCAUCAUAUUCUCUUCGACUUUCCGCAUUCGCUUUGCCGUUGCAGACAGGUUCUCACAGAGCAUUGGCGGAGGGGAAAUAGCACUAGUUGGUGAUGCUGCUCACAUCCAUGCUCCUAUAGGAGGGCAAGGCAUGAACCUUGGUAUACGUGACGCUAUUCAACUGGGGAGAGUCUUAACCAAUAUCUUGGUCGUGGAUGCUUCUGAUGAUAAACCGUCAACGAAGAAAGCAUACUCUGCCCACGCACUAGAACGUUACUCUGAUGAUAGGAGGCCUUUGGCACUGGAAGUUAUUAGGAUGACGAAACUGUUGACAUGGAUUGCGGCACUGGAAGGUGGUGUAGCUCAAUUGGUGCGAAACACAUUGUUGUGGGUACUGGGAAGCAUGCCUUGGGUUCGUAAUAUGAUGGCUCUGAGGCUUAGUGGGUUGUAACUCAUGGUAGGAUACUGUUUCCGGGGAUGAUUCACAUUUUAAGAUAACCUCGUUCGGCGUACAACAGGACUCUUUCAUUAGGGCUGAUACCUGUGUACAAUCUUCCUUUUCAUUAUUGUAUAAUGCACAUAAUUCCAGAAGCCGGUGCUCUGUAAGGUUAUAUUUUAUCGCUCUUAAACUCAACG
Somion occarium is the source of this 1774-nucleotide messenger RNA. The record is from the annotation of a GenBank genome assembly. Lineage: Eukaryota; Fungi; Basidiomycota; Agaricomycetes; Polyporales; Cerrenaceae.